CUUGGCACCGGGCACUUGGCACUCACUUGGCAACCCUCGCUGCUGGGGGUCGGGAAACGAGGGGGAGUGGGACAGACGAGCGCCGAGCUUGCGUCAAAUGCGGACGCCAGUUGGACGCAGAUCGGGAUUGGAGGCAGCCACGUUUCCCAGUCAUCCGCCGUGUGUGUCGCAGCGCCUGUGUCUGUGUGUUGUGCCCUUCCGUGCCGCAUGUGUGGCGUUCCGCGAACGGGAUGUGAAGCGGAUCUUCGCCAGCGUUCAUCCUCUCAUCGCCAUCAACCGGACUCGGCUGCUACAGCUGCCUUAGCUGCUCCAGCUCGGAGUUCAGCUCCUACUCCUGCUUCUGCUCCUGCUCCUGCCCGAAACUUCUUUGUCAACCGGCGACGUUUUGGGUUUUCCACGCGUGCACAUCUCACGGUGUAGCAGCGCUGCCAUGGGGCAGGAGAUGUGUGUGUUCCGUGCACUCCCUGCAUGCAGUGUGAGCAUGUGCAUCAUCAUCUCGCUGUCGAUCGCGAUCUCUGAAUCUCUCCGACACUCGCUCUCCGUGUGAGUUUCCCCGCCCAGGGUGGCGCAGUUGGAAAAUGAGCACGUGCGAGGCGGCGGCCGCUGGCGAGGAUGGGAGCCAGUCCAAGUCCGAGGAGAGCCAGCCGCCGGACGACCAGCAGAACCAGAAGCAGCACCAGGAGAAGCACGAGAGGCAGCUGGACAAGCAGCAGGAGAAGCAACCGCAGAAUGGCAAGGCCGAAACGGAAGCCCCUGACAAACCAAAUCCUCACCCCCAACUUGAAGGCAUCCGGAGCUCUGUCCUCCUGGACUCCAGUGCUGCCGCUCCCUCGAUAGAAGCAUUGGUGGCCUGCAAGGAUGCCCUGCUCGCCCAGAAGCUCUUCGCCAGCGGCGGCGGCACGACGCCCGGCCCCAGUCCCACAUCCUCGGCGGUGGGAGCAGGCGGGGUGAGUGGCAAGGACCUGCUCAAACUCAAGGAGCCCAUGCGCGUGGGCUUCUACGACAUCGAACGCACCAUUGGCAAGGGCAACUUUGCCGUGGUCAAGCUGGCCCGACAUCGAAUCACCAAGAACGAGGUGGCCAUCAAGAUCAUCGACAAGUCGCAGCUGGACCAAACAAAUCUACAGAAGGUCUACCGCGAAGUGGAGAUCAUGAAGCGCCUGAAGCACCCACACAUCAUCAAGCUCUACCAGGUUAUGGAGACAAAGAACAUGAUCUACAUAGUAUCGGAGUACGCCAGCCAGGGAGAGAUCUUUGAUUACAUUGCAAAGUACGGGCGGAUGUCGGAGUCGGCGGCUCGGUACAAAUUCUGGCAAAUCAUCUCGGCGGUGGAGUACUGUCACAAAAAUGGCAUUGUGCAUCGUGAUCUCAAGGCGGAGAACCUGCUCCUGGAUCUCAACAUGAACAUCAAAAUAGCGGACUUUGGCUUCUCCAAUCACUUCAAGCCGGGUGAACUCCUGGCCACCUGGUGCGGAUCUCCGCCGUACGCAGCACCCGAGGUUUUCGAGGGGAAGCAGUACACAGGUCCGGAGAUUGAUAUUUGGUCACUGGGUGUGGUGCUCUAUGUUCUGGUAUGUGGCGCCCUGCCGUUCGACGGAUCCACACUGCAGAGCCUCCGGGAUCGGGUGUUGUCCGGCCGCUUUCGCAUCCCGUUCUUCAUGAGCUCCGAGUGCGAGCACCUCAUCCGCAGGAUGCUGGUGCUGGAGCCCACGAGGCGCUACACCAUCGAGCAGAUCAAGCGCCAUCGGUGGAUGUGCCCCGAGCUGCUGGAGCACGUCCUCAUCGCCAAGUACAAUCUGGGAGCCGAGCGGCAGGCGGGCAUGGAGCCCAGCGAGGACAUCCUGCGCAUCAUGGCCGAGUACGUGGGCAUUGGUCCGGACAAGACGCGGGCCAGUCUCAAGAAGAACACCUACGAUCACGUGGCGGCCAUCUAUUUGCUCCUCCAGGAUCGGGUUAGCCACAAAAAGGAGCAGAGCAAUGGCUCGGCUUCCGGUCCAGUUGCCGUUUCCGUUUCCUCGUCGGCCGCCGCCAGUCGGAUGCUCUACAAGAGCACCAAGAUCGACCAGCAGCAGCCGCCGCAGCAGCCACAGCCACACCCACAUCCACAUCCACAUCCACAGCAGCAGCAGCCCAAGACAAUAUCCACCAGCUCGAUCCUGCCCAAGGAUCAGGCCCACAAAAGACUUAGCCGCCAUCAGACGGUGCUCAUGAGUGAGCGAACGUCCCACGCUGGGACCACGCCCACUGUCCCGGAUCCCGGAUCCGGGUACUAUGCCAAGUACGGCCCCCUGCAACUGCCACUCCCCCUGCCAGGGCCCGCCCACCUGGCCGGGUAUCUCAAUGGAGGAGGAGGAGGAGGAGCCGAGGUGGACGCCGCCGGGAUACCCCUGCCAAUGCGGUACACGCCUCUGCCGACGGCCGCCUCGCCCGCUCCCUCAAACUGCUCAUCCACAUCCUCGAGGAUCGGGCGGCACAGCCUGAGCUCCAGCUCGCCCAGAAGCCAUCGACCGGUGGCCAUCUCACUGAGCAUCGACAACAAUCCCUCGCUGGCCAACCUGCGCUGCCGGGAGAUGAUGGAGGCAGGAGGCGGACCUGUCGGAGGCGUGGGUGUGCCUCUGGUGUCCAAGCAGCUGCAUCAGACCAUCAGCGAGUACAUCAUCAAACAGAGCACCGAAGACUGCCGGGCACUGCUGCAGCAGUCAACAGCAGUGGCGGAGGGCAAGGAGGAGUCGUCGAAGGUGGAUGCCGGCGCAGGAGCCGCCAAUCCACCCGCCUCCACCACACCCACAUCCAAUGCAGCGGCACUGGGAGCGGGACCAGGUCCAGGUUCGGGCUCCUGCCCCGGUGAGAUGAACAGCAAGACAAUAAAGGCCAUGUCCAGCUCGAGCAGCUUCGACUCCAAGGCCAAUCUGGGCCAGAGCUUUCGCUACAAGAUGUCCGCCGAGGCCAGCAAGCUUUUCCAGACCCUCCAGGAGAGUCCUUUGCCAGUGGAGCAACGGGCCAAGCGACGCGGGCACCUGGGAAGCACCAAUGGCAGCGGUGGCGACUCUGGCCAGGAAAUCAACGAGUCUAAAUCAAAUGGUGACAGUAGCCGAUCGGAGAAGAAGGUGCUGGCGCAGGGAAGCUCCAGCACGGACGAAGGAUGCGAGACGGACCAGGGCAACGAGGCGGGAUCGGCCUCCCAGGAGUCGAAGGGCAGCAAUGGCAGUGGCGGAGGCGGAGGGAACGCCAACGGCGGCCCCACCUCGCACUCCAGCAGCGAUCUCACCCACCUCGCCGGAACCACCACCUCCGGACAGAGCCACCGGAUGCGCUCGUAUGCCAGCAGCAGCUCCUCCAGCGGAGUGCUCGCCGGGAGCGCUGGCAGCUACUCGAAGAGUCUAAGCCAGAACCUGAGUCGCGGCUCCUCCAAGAGCAAUUGCAGCGGUCCCUACGACAGCCUGGACUUCGCCCUGCCCUCCGGGAAGGGCAGCCUGCCCUCGUGCAUGGGCUCCAGCUCGAUGCUGGCCACGCCCACCCCGGCCUCGGCCUCGCCGGCGGCCAUCUCGUCGGAGCACUCGUCGGAGAGGUCGCUGUACGGCAGCCACAACUCCUGCAUCCACAUGCCCGGUGCUCUGGCCUUGGGCCUGGGUCUGCCCCAAAGUUCGGCCUCCACGCCCACGCCUAAUCCCACGCCGCCGCCCAAUGGAGCUGGCGCUCCGUUUCUGGACAAGCGGUCGCCCAUACACUUCCGCGAGGGACGACGGGCGAGCGAUGGCCUGGUGGCCCAGGGCCUGCUGAGCUCCGGCUCCUUGUUGGGCACGAGUCGCGUCUACGGAAGCUAUCGCUACGAGCAGGCCAAGCGGCACGGCUGGCUGGAGAUCCAGCAGCUGCAGCAGGAGGCGGCCGUGGGGCAUCCCCACCCGCAUGCCCACCAUCAGCAUCCGCAUCAGCAUCCACAUCCGCAUCACCAUCCUCAUCCGCAUCCACAUGCCCAGGCUUACGGCUUGGAGGAACUCUGUCAAUUUCCGAAUGGUCAAUUCUACGCUCUGCCCGGCAAGCACCAUCCCCUGCUGACUUUGCCCCAUCACCAUGGUCACCCAGUGCACCAUGGCCACCACCCACUGUUCCACCCAGGCCACCAGGCCGCGCCGUUGCUGUUGGAAACGGCGGCUGGUGGGGAUCUGUACGGACACGGAUGCUAUGCCCCGCCACCGCCGCCCCCAGGACUAUAUCCACACCAUCCGCUGGGCGUGGGAGUGGGUGUGGCCGUGCCCAUGUCUCCGAUGCAGAAGCCACCGCUGCAGCAGCAACUACUGCAGCACCGCCUGCUGCAGCAGAAGCGUCAGCUUUUCCAGAAGCAGUAUGCCCUGGAGGCCCAGUUGGCAGGACGUCAUCACCAUCACCAGCAGCAGCAGCAGCAGCACAGCCAUCACCACCACCAGCAGCAGCAACAGCAGCACCACCACUUUGGCCAUACCCUGGGUCAUCCACCGCCUCCGGCUCCCGCUCCGGAACAGCACCUGGCCGACGAGCUGUACGAGUUGGCCCUGCUCGAUCGACCCAGGAGCGGAACCCCCAGGCUGCAGCACUCCAUGACCAUGCCGGGAGCCCAUGCCUUCAGCCAGAUGAACCUGAAGACCUCCUAUAUCAGCCAAUCGGACCAGGGAGCGGGUGCGGCGCCCAACGGAGGCGGUUCCGUUGCGGGAGGAGUGUCCUGCUCAGCGCCACCGUCCACAGCGCCGGGCACGCCCACGGUCAAGUGCAAGCCGGCCACGCCCCACGGGCACAGCCUGGAGCCCGACUAUCAUACAUCCACGCCCGUGCUCAGCCUGUUUGCACCCAACUGGCAGUCGCUGGUGAAGCCGCUCAGCGAGAGCCCCAUCCUCGAGAUAUCCGAGCACCUGGAGUCAGUCUGAGGGGAUGGCCCUUCGGGGGAGUGGGUGUAAGAGGCAUCUAACUAAUGGGGGCCGGAACGGGGCAACCUUUUUAUUAAGCUCGCAAUCGCAAUUAUGAAUUAUUUGAUCCAUAUACGAUAUACACCCAUGCAUACAUAUACAUAGCCUAUACAAGUACGUAUACCUAUACAGAUACGGAUGCGAAGCGGAGUCGGAGUCGGAGUCGGAUUAACAUCGAUCGCGGCAGGAGCUAUAUUUAUUGGAGCCGAUGGAAUCAAUGCCGAACCGAGCCAUGCCGUAAUAUUGAAAGAUUUAGUUGUGUUACUAGCCUUAAGUAGUCCAAGUUUCGUACGCAUACACGCAGACAUAUACAAUAUGUAUAUUGAUAAUAAUAGCGUUAAGCUAUAGAUCUACUUAUGAUUACACUAUACACUAUACACUAUUGUAUUGCCCCCACGGCGGAGUGGCCCGGAAAAUCGGAAAUCGGAAAUUCGGAAUUCGGAGUUGGGUGGAUGAGAACAACGUAACUACAUAUAUCAAUUAUUCAAAGCAUUUAUUGGGGGCAUAGAUAGGGUAUAUCCAUAUACGGAUAUAUCUAUUAUGUAUUGGUACAAUAAUUAGCGACAAGCAAAAAAAAAAAAAAAAAACAAACUAAAACAAACAAACAUCGAUUGUUCUUAAACAUGGAAUUCAAAUGUAAAACCAGAUAUUAAAGUCAUUUGGUAUAAAAUGCAA
Drosophila rhopaloa is the source of this 5612-nucleotide messenger RNA. It is a transcript of the gene Sik2, whose product is annotated as serine/threonine-protein kinase par-1. Gene Ontology annotation, molecular function: tau-protein kinase activity; protein serine/threonine kinase activity; ATP binding. The coding region runs from base 579 to 4898 and encodes 1439 amino acids. The record is from RefSeq and is a predicted model, not a curated record. Lineage: Eukaryota; Metazoa; Arthropoda; Insecta; Diptera; Drosophilidae. Gene Ontology annotation, cellular component: cytoplasm. Gene Ontology annotation, biological process: microtubule cytoskeleton organization; protein phosphorylation; intracellular signal transduction. The transcript is spliced from 9 exons.